Molecule: messenger RNA, 1596 nt
Organism: Gasterosteus aculeatus aculeatus (three-spined stickleback)
Lineage: Eukaryota; Metazoa; Chordata; Actinopteri; Perciformes; Gasterosteidae
Gene: dap3
Product: death associated protein 3
Biological process (GO): apoptotic process
Cellular component (GO): mitochondrial small ribosomal subunit; mitochondrial ribosome
Molecular function (GO): structural constituent of ribosome
Source: RefSeq, a predicted model, not a curated record
UGAUUUGUGAUGGUGAAACGUCACUUCCGGCUCUGGGCCGCAUGAUGACGGUCACCAUGACAGAUAUGGCACAUUUCUGACUUAUCCUGGACGUGUGAAGUUACCCUUUCCCGAGUCCAGUCCAGCGUCAUUUGAAUAAUACAUGACCAGAACCGAAAUUGUUGUGACCCAAUCUGAACCGAAUCGCAGCUGAGCUGCGCUCGUUUAGCAACGUUAGCUCGUUAUUGCUAAUGUCGCCGAUCAUGGCGCUCCACAGGCUGUCCUUCCGACUACGGCCAGCGGUAACGCAUGUGAGGUGCCUUCACACCAGUGGGUGUGGGCAGCAGCAGGAGGCUGCGGCCGUGGAGUCAGAUUCGCCGCCGCUCUCAGUUUUCAGAACACAGGAGAAUGAUCCAGUGUGUCAGUCAGAGAGACAAAUCGGACAGUAUUACACACUGCCCUCUGCACACAUCCGCACUCUGUUCCCUCACGGCCUCCCUCGGCGCUACCAACUACAGAUGAAGACGUUUAAUGAGGCUUCUAUGAUGGUGAGGCAGCCGGCUCUAGAGGUCAUCUCUUACCUGAAGGCCGCCGACUACAGCAAACCUUCUCUACGCUAUUUAUUCUAUGGGUUGAAGGGCAGUGGGAAGACGAUGUCUCUCUGUCACACACUCCACUUCUGCUACACGCAGGGAUGGUUGGUGCUGCAUGUUCCUGAUGCUCACAUCUGGGUGAAGAACUGCAAAGAGCUGCUGCCCUCCUCCUAUAACACCUCCCGCUUUGAUCAACCAUUACAAGCCUCCGAAUGGUUGCGCAACUUCAGAAACACCAACGAGCACUUCCUUUCAAAGAUAAAGACACGGCAGCGCUAUUCAUGGACAAAGAGAGAGUUCACUGAGGAGGGAAGUCCACUCGGCCAGCUGGUGGAUCAGGGAAUAUCUCGCGUGAAGAGCAGCAGUGACGUGGUGGGAGCCGUGAUGAAGGAGCUGAGGGCGCAAAGCGGGCAGCCGGAGUCAAACUUCCGCCUGGCUCUGGCUGUUGACGGCGUCAACGCCCUGUGGGGAAGAUCCACCAUCAGGAAGGAGGAUAAGAGCACGGUGGAUCCGGAGGAGCUCACUUUGGUUCACAACCUCAAAAAGCUGAUGACGAAAAGCUGGACUGGAGGCGCCAUCAUCACCACUUUGUCUCAGACGGGAUCUCUCUUCACCCCAAAAUCCUCCUAUUUGCCUCAAGAGCUGCUGGGGGAGAGGGGGUUUGACAGCAUGGACCCGUUCAUCCCGGUGUCUGUGCCCAACUACAGCGAGAAGGAGUUUGAGAGCUGUUACCUCUAUUAUAUGGACCGCCAGUGGCUGCAGCAUCCACAGGGUCGAACGGAGGAAGGAAAGAAAGAACUCAUCUUUUUAAGCAACAGAAAUCCAUCAAUGUUGGACAGAAUUUGUGCCUUCCUAUGAAGACUUAAAUCCCAGACGCACACUGCUUUUAAAACACACAAAUAUCAGUGUUCUAGAAAUACAUAUGUAUACAAAUGUCCAUACCUAUAAUGUCUGUAAAUGAUGAUGCAUGUGUGUAACUUUGAUAAUAAAAUGAAUGAAUCGAAUAAAGUCUUAUAAAAUUCGA